UGCGGGGCAACCAGCAGGUCUUCUAGGCUGUCCAAGAACUUCAGGGCCCAUAGCUUGUGUGCAUCGUUAGAGAGACGGUACAACCAGAUCUGGAGAUCCAGGACCCACCUGUGCCGCAACGAGCUGAGCAGAAGGUGCCCCGAAUCGGAACUCGUAGCGCAACGCUCGCACUGCUUCACGUGCCGACUCGUCGGAGGACGAUGCCAGCCCGCACACUUCCUGCAUCGCAAGCCAGUCGUCAGAGCAUGUGGCUGUCAGCCGUCCUGCACCAGACCGCUAUCAAUCUGGGUCCAUGCACACCGAUUUCAUUUCGCGACGCACCAAUCUUCCGCGUGAGCUCUGUGGCCGCUCUACUACUGCUGGCAGUGGAAGCCAUGGAGGAUGUCGAGGCGAUGGAUGCUUGCUUCGUGAUCUGAAUCGGCGUGGGUGGCACAACCGGAGACUUGGCGUCCUUCGCCUUUUCUUUGCCUGCAGUUUUCCUCCCCCGUUCUUGGAGCUGGCUCGUGAUAUAGCGCGCAGUGACGCGGACACGGUCUACCAUCUCAGGGACUUUGCUCGGGAGAACAGCGGAUGGGAUGUCGGGUGACUGCCCUGGCAGUUGAGCUGGAACGGCAGUUGAGCCCGCAGACGACGAGGGGGGUUGGUCCAGCUGCAACGAAGACACCGAUGACCAAGUCACGAAGUUCCGGACGGGUGCCGAGGCUCCAGGUGGGAGGUGGUCCU
Messenger RNA from Mycena citricolor, 723 nucleotides. The record is from the annotation of a GenBank genome assembly. NCBI's taxonomy places the organism in Eukaryota, Fungi, Basidiomycota, Agaricomycetes, Agaricales, Mycenaceae.